Messenger RNA from Symbiodinium sp. CCMP2456, 5220 nucleotides. NCBI's taxonomy places the organism in Eukaryota, Dinophyceae, Suessiales, Symbiodiniaceae. The record is from the annotation of a GenBank genome assembly.
AUGGCGGAAGCAGCGGCCUACUACCGCUACAUCGACAUGGGCUUUGAGGCAGGGGACUGGGCGGAGCUCGCCACGGAGCAGCGGAAUGCACUGGUUCCUACCGACCCUGCGGGGUUCCUCUCGAGCCGUGAUGAUUGGCAGGCGCGGGCAGAGCUGUGGGAUCCCGAUGACCCGCCGGAGCCUCUUGCGGGCCGCCUCGCUGCGAUGGACGAUGAUCUCCGGGCGCUGCUGUUGCUCAUGGUCCGUGCGCUGCCGGAGCUUUUCGAAGAGUUGCAUCUCGAUGUGCCGGCACUGAAGAAGGAGAGGGGCCAGGUAGCUGAUUCUCUUUUUGUGGAUGUGGCACAUGGGCUCCUGGCACCGUACCCGUACGAGCCGGCGGAGAUGGAUGUCGAGAUGAGCUGGGCCGGCUUGCUUCAUGGCCUGGUGCGAGUGGCUGAGGCCGUGCUGGGUGCAGAGUGGGCCAAGGACCUCUGCAUUUGCCUGGCAUCAUCAGAGGACAGGCUGCGUCAGUUGGAGCUGCAGGCUGGGGCCAAGGUUGUCUUCAGUGUGGUGUGCUCUGACGUCCACUGGUCAUGUCUGGCCAUCCUUCGCGGUCAUGCCGAGGGCCUUUUCUACUGCGGCAAACAGAACACUGUGUGCAAGAAACAGGCUGCAGAGCUACUGCAGGCCGCCAGUCUUCAGCACAACUACGAGUAUCGACUACAGUCACAGGCCGUGUCCCCUCAGCUUGAUCAUUGGUCGUGCGGGCACCGAGUGCUGUUGUGUUUGUACUUUGUCCUGAAGGCCGUGUCCGGGGACUCUGGCUGGCCAGUUCAUCUGCCGGCGGAUGCCUUCAGCCGCAGCAAUUUGGCAUGGAUAUGCGAGGCAACAUCCAAGACAAGGUCCCGCGGCGGGGAGAGGGAGGAGCAGCAGGCACCAUCCGGCGUGGGGAUGAAGCAGGAGGUCCACUUUGGACCCAUCCAGGAUGCCGUGGAGCAUGGUGGGAAGGGGGAGGAGCAGCUGGCAUCAUCUGACCUGGGGAUCAAGCAGGAGGCCCACUUUGGACCCAUGCGGCCGGCGAUCCAGGAUGCUGCGGAGGAGGAGGAAGGGGAGGACGGCGACGGGGGGCAGGGCAAGGCACGUGCUGCAAAGCGCAAACGGGCCAAGAAGACCGACCACGCAGCUCUUGGGUUGGAGAUCGUGAAGGAGGCCGGCCUCAGCUUCAACACGGACUUCCAGGCAGAGCAUGCUCGACUCAAGCUGCCCUUACCGCAGAAGCACUGGCAGAAGUUCUGUGAGCAGAUCAGCAAGAACGGCAUCCUGAACUGUGCCGCCUGUACUCUUCUACGAGAGCGGGUGAACCUUGCCAUUGCCCAGAAGCCCAACCGGGAGAAUGCCGCCGAUGAUGGAGCCGACGAGGAUGCACCUGCGAUCCAGGAUGCUGGGGAGGCUGCUGUCGUCCCUGUAGCGGAGGAUGCGAUUGCCACGGACCCCGGUGGGGUGGUCAAGAAGAGACGUGGACGUCCUGUCAGCAAGGAACAAGGACCACGCCUACACGACAGCAUCCAGCAGCACAGGCCCGAGGUAUACAGGUUAAAGAGUGGUGCCCGCUACGAUUGCUUGGCUUGUGGCUGUGAGGUCAACUUCCAGCGUACAAGCACCUCCGGCUGGGAUUUCCUGCUGCAACACGAGAAGUCAGCCAAGCACACCAAGGGCCUCACCCGGCUGUCAGCCCAUCAUGAUGAACAAGACGAGGAGCCGCUGCUCGCACUGCCAAGCAGCGGGUGUCCAGGCCAUCUCCUAGGAGCCAGUGGCUGCAUGCUGCAGCACCUGGAGGCCAGCAUCCGUGCAUGGGUGUCUUCGGGGAUGCUCCAGAUCAAGGGAAGUGAGCUCAGCAAGCUGGUUGUGCAGCCGAUGGAGGAUAAGAUCCUGAUCCGCCACAUGAACUGUGCUGGCACCUCGAGCGCCACACUCUGCGUGGCCUGCCGACAAGUUCCGAAGCGAAAGCCGUUCAUGCAGGACAUUGCCCGUUGGUCACUGCGGUUGGACCAGGCAAGCCUGGCAUAUCACUGCGUCUAUAGGCCGGAGGAGGUCGCGAAGCUGCUUGGCGAGAUGCAAGCCAAGGACUACCAGGCCAUCUGCAAGGAUGACAUCCAGAACUGCAUGACGGCAUACAGCAAUGGCGGAUGUGCGAGCUUGCUCGAGCUGUGCACCCGAGCCUUCUUUUGCAUCAACAACAGGAUCCGCACACCACAGCUGCAAGCCUUCAUCGCGGCCAACCUGAGCGGACUGUCGAUGCCUCCAGACGACGAGAGUGCGGCAUAUUCGGAGCUGUGCCGGUUCCUGGAUGAAGGGACUCGGAUGGAGAUCAUGCACAUGCUCGGCCGCACAACUGCCACCAAGGACGUCCUCAAGGCCUUCCACGUGAACCCGAAGAAGGCCAUCGGCGCUAUCGACCUGCAGGCGGAGUACCUCCCUUCCUUCUUCGUGAGUCACGUGGACACGGCCAAGCAGCAGGAGAGUGCCUCCCUCAUCGCCGGCAUGCUGGGUGGCAAGCAGACUCGGUCGCUCGUGGUCUCCAUCGACGAAACGGUCUGGAAGGCUGGUUGGGAAGCCGUCUCAGCAUUCCGAGGUGCUGGAAUCUCCAUCUUGGGAGGCGGAUGGGCCGAGGGCAAAGACAUGGCCGUGCUGAAUCCCGAAGAUGCUCGACCAGACACCGCUCUGGCGAAGAUGACAUUGAGUGUCAUCGUGACAAGGGCAGAUUCCAACAGCCUCGCCUGCGAGCUGGACAUGACUCCUGUCUUUCAGGGCAAGGACCAGGGCAAGUCCGACUUCAUCCUGAAGAUCACGGGGCAGUGCAUGAGGUCGCUGUCGCGGGCCUGUGCGGGGAUUCCCCCGCUGAGUGUGUCCUUUGACAACGGGACGUCCAAUGGCCUCCUGAACAAGGCACUCCUCGGUCUGCUGCAGCCUUCCGAGCUCGUCGGGGUGCCUUUUUUUGCAGCGUGCUCGAAGCAGAAGGUCACUCAGAUUCCCAUGUUCCCGUUCGGGUAUCUUGUCUGGAGUGCUCCGGGCGAGGAGAAGGCAGCAUCGUAUGCGGUGACGGGGUUUCGGGACCUCUAUCAUUGCAUUAAGAACUACACACUACAGCACAUGAGCUUCACCAGAACGGUCAACCACGGCCAAUUCUGGUGUGAGUACUUGCCCAUGUUGCAGGGUGGAUUGUCGGCACAGGCGUUCAGUGCGAGAGAUGCUCAGAGCGACAAAUGCGCUUUUGCAAGGCUGAAUCCCGCCCACCUGGCUGCCUCUACCUGGCUUGGCGACGGUGCUCGCUGCAUGAUCUUUCUGGCCUCCAUCAUGACAUCGGCCAUACUUACAAGGCAGACUCCGGCCGUGACCUUUGCAAACGCCUGCUGCGCCUACUACUUGAUCUGCCUCCAUGUCAGUGAAAACAUGAGGCGAUUUGGCGGUCGGCACAAAGACUUCUCGCUGCCAAGCAUCACGGUGAGGAACCUCGCACAGAUGCUAGCCCAUACGAUGCUGGCAUGCCUCACACAUGAGACUGGAAAUGCCUGGGACCUGUCGUGCCGACAGGAAAGGGUGUGCGAAAGCCACUUCAGCCGGAUAAAGCGGCCCUACGCCGGGACACCGUCCAUUCGCGACGGUGUUUACGGGACUGUCCUGGAGCACCUGCGGGUUUACAAGCAGUCCUUGAAGAGCAAGUGGCCCGAUCCAGCGCCGCGGGAGGGAAUCACCAUGCAGCAGGCAACGGAGCUCGCUGCCCGGGCCAUGCAGGACGCCUGCUUCUGGCAAAGCUUCCUCUCGAAGUCUCGUUCGGCGCAGACCUUGCGGCACGACUUGGAGCAUUGGUUUCAGACCAGUGGCAAAAGGCUCCUCACCGGCUUGGGAGCUGAUUCCGAGGACGAGUGCGAGGAGGCCGCCGAGGGCCUUGUGGAGGACUGGGUGGAAGAGCUCAUCCCGGACGAGGAGGAGGAUGAGCAGGAGGCAGAGGCAGGCCAGCUGCUACAGGCAUGUGAUGCCCACGUGGAGAUCAAGGAGCAGAUCACGACCUUGCAAUCCGAGCUUGCAGCCUCGGCGCCGGCUGAUGCCUUGGACGAGGACCUUGUGACCCCCUCAGUGGAGACCGUCUCCAUUGAGAACUUGUGCGUGACCGACUUCUUCUUGCAGAUCCGACGGCUCCCAUCCGUUCAGAGGGAGCUGAGCGAGGACAACUUGAUCGCCCUGCUGCAGCAGAGAAUGGCCGAGGCCCGUCCUCUGCUUGAUGAGUGGUGCAAGCGUGUUCGAUUGCAGGAGAAGGAGCUCAGCACUGCCGCUGUGGAGCAGAAAGAUGUCCGUGGCGACAACGAGUGGAAUCGUGUGCAGCACGAGUUGUGCCUGGCUCGCCAAGCGAGCAUCCUCACGUCUGGCCAGAGGACGAGCCGUCUGGCAGCAUGGGCCGACAAGCAGCAGAACCUCCAGCAGCAGACACCGGCAAGCGGCGCAGAGGUCGUUCCUGGAGUGGCUCCGGUUCGCUUCCUCGGGAGCACUGCUGAUCACAUGCAGGUCGUCUUGUUCGUGAGAGGCGACGGCCAGCUGUGUCACGGCCUCGUCUUGACAGUCUGGCGGGGGGCGGUCCUCAAGAGUCCAGGUCGGCGGAUGCAGACUCAACGUCCAGCUGCAACGGUGCUGCCCGUCGCCCAUUGUGGACGGCUGCGGGUGCUUGAGCUGGUGCCGGCUACGCCAAGCAGCUGGGUAGCGACGAACCUCUGCCCGUGCUACAUCCUGGAUCGGCUCGAUGUCGUGGCAGUCUUCCUUCCCGAUGAGAUCUCCCACAGCGAUAACCGAUCUGUGCUGAAAUACUUCCCGGAGGAGGCCGAGCUGCCGUGCCUCCCGGUGCAGGGCUGGAACAACCGGCAGUUCACGCCGGCUCUUGUACAGAAAAACGCGACUUUGUAUCUCCGUCGUCUGCCGAGUUUGUACAGCAGCACCUCCACGCCACUCUUGGAUGACAAGGAGUGCUUCCGCUCUGGCAAGAAGUCUCUCAAGUGGGAGGAGAUUUGCAGCAGAGCCGUCAUGUAUUUCGACACCAUUUUGGUAGGGAAGGCUGGCCAGGUGUACAGCUCGCAUGUUUUCAACAUGUUGGCCGAGAUGCAUCCUUCUCGAUCCGGAUCCUUGAAGUCGGUUGCUAAGUUCGUGCGGGACGUGGACUCCAUAGCACCUGCAUGGCUAGCCCUGUCGGCCUAG